UACUUUGGCAGUCUCAAACAAUUAGACUUAUCCAUUCUCAUACUAGCUUUCUGCUGUUUGGCUUUGCAUUAACGAGCUUGCUUAUCGGCUAAUCUCAUGUUAGGGGAAUCUAAACCUUAUUCUAUUACGUUUAAGAGGAACGCUCUCUUGCCUGCAAAGUUGAGACUUUGAGAGAGAAUCUAUAGAGAGAAGAAACCUAGUAAACCAACAAAAAACAUAGGAAGAAAGGAACAAACUAACGAGCAUAAAACAGAGCACUCUGUUUCUGUUUCUUUCCCUUCUUCUCAAAUUUGGAGUCAUUUUCUGCAACUGGGUCACUUUGAUUUGGCUCAAGCUAUCUUUUUUACAUAUGGGUUUUGUCUCUUAUGAUAGCUAGUGGUGGAGAAAUACAAGGGAAUUCAGAUUGAAAGUUUCAAAACUAUGUCUUUUAAAAGCAAAGGAGAGCAGUCUACUACAAGUUUUAUAUCAAAGAAAUGGAGUUUUCUUCUUUGCUUUGGCUGCUUCUGUGCUGGAAUGCUCUUCACCAUUAGGAUGGGGACUGUUCCUGAAUCUAAAGGUAUCAUGCGGAUAACUGCAGUAGAGACUGAAAAAUUAAAACUAAUUUCAGAGGGUUGUAAUCUAAAAGCUAAAGAAGAAAAGCUUGUAUCCAAGGAUAUCAUUGGGGAGGUUUUUAAGACUCACCAUGCUAUACAGACAUUGGAUAAGACUAUUUCAAACUUAGAGAUGGAAUUAGCUGCUGCAAGGGCAGAACAAGAAUCCUUACUCAGUGGUUCCCCAUUAUCCACAGAUGUGAGUAGAGCUAAAUCAUCUAGGAAGAGAAAGUAUCUGAUGGUUAUAGGAAUCAAUACAGCUUUUAGCAGCAGGAAAAGAAGAGACUCAGUUCGUGCCACAUGGAUGCCACAAGGUGAAAAGAGGAAGAAAAUGGAGGAUGAAAAGGGCAUUAUCGUUCGCUUUGUUAUUGGUCAUAGUGCCACAACAGGUGGUAUUUUGGACCGAGCAAUUGAAGCAGAGAAUAAGAAGCAUAGAGACUUCUUGAGGCUGGACCAUGUUGAAGGGUACCUUGAAUUGUCUGCAAAAACUAAGAUAUAUUUUGCUACCGCUGUUGCUUUAUGGGAUGCAGAUUUUUAUGUCAAAGUUGACGACGAUGUCCAUGUAAAUAUAGCAACACUUGGAGAAACUCUAGUUAGACACCGAAAGAAACCACGUGUCUAUAUCGGGUGCAUGAAAUCUGGUCCGGUCCUCUCUCAAAAGGGGCUGAGAUACCAUGAACCUGAACACUGGAAAUUUGGCGAGACAGGAAACAAGUAUUUCCGGCAUGCUACUGGACAGUUGUAUGCCAUUUCAAAAGAUUUGGCCACAUAUAUAUCAAUAAACCAGCACGUUCUACACAAGUAUGCUAAUGAGGAUGUUUCACUGGGUUCUUGGUUUAUCGGACUCGAUGUGGUGCAUAUUGAUGAUCGGAGACUAUGUUGUGGCACGCCGCCUGAUUGUGAGUGGAAGGCUCAAGCUGGCAACAUCUGUGUUGCAUCCUUUGAUUGGAGUUGCAGUGGAAUUUGCAGGUCUGCAUAUAGGAUUAAAGAGGUUCAUCAGAAGUGUAGGGAAGGUGAGAAUGCUUUGUGGACUGCUACUUUCUAACAGGCAAAUGUGCAGAUGAUAACCUGGGGUGAUGACCAGACAUGAGCAAAUGCUGCAAAUCUGCAAAAUCUUCUUCUGUUGUUCAAUCAGUAUAGAAAAUAUCAUAUCACAGGAGAGAAAGAGAGUGAGAGAGCAUUGAAAUGGGGGCCUUCACAUUAUUUUUGUACAGGGCCAUUGUGGUUAUAGCAGCCCGAAAAGGAAGUGGCUGUGACCAACCACCCAUUCUGCGGUCAGGCUUGAGGGACCAUUUGUAAAUCAUCCAUUUCUGCAACCAUGAGAAAAACAUUCUCUUCCUUUGAUCUCCUUAAUCAUCCAUUCCUGAUAUCAUUUUAUUUUUAUUUGGAAUUAUUGAAUAGCACAAAAGUUGAGAAUGCUUUGUGAAUUGAUGUUACCCAAAGUUGUUUUGGACUACAAACUCAAUACCAAGAGAGGAAGAAUCCAAAAUUUUCAAAUCCAAUUAAGAUUUUGAUCAAAUUUUAUUUGGUUUAUAAUGCCAAUAUCAUGAGAAUUCAAAAAUAAGAUUUGCUUAUUUCAUCCAUUAUGCAUA
Molecule: messenger RNA, 2182 nt
Organism: Durio zibethinus
Lineage: Eukaryota; Viridiplantae; Streptophyta; Magnoliopsida; Malvales; Malvaceae
Product: putative beta-1,3-galactosyltransferase 2
Cellular component (GO): Golgi membrane
Molecular function (GO): galactosyltransferase activity
Source: RefSeq, a predicted model, not a curated record